AUGUCUGCGGAAGAAAAGGCUGUUUUCAGGUCUGACUCUCUUGAGGAAGUGAUAAUAAGUAUGAAGAGUGAAGAGGAAUUCUUUCUCUCUCCUUUUGCCAGAAGAGCAGAGCCAGAAAUGGAUGACUGCCUAGAGAUGCUGAAAGAUGAGGAGGAAGCCCUGUGGGAGAAUGUAGAGUGCAAUCGGCACAUGCUGAGCCGGUACAUCAAUCCAGCCAAGUUGACCCCGUAUCUGCGUCAGUGUAAAGUCAUCGACGAGCAAGAUGAGGAUGAGGUGCUCAACUCGCAUAUGCUGCUCUCCAAAAUUAACCGAGCAGGCCGACUGCUGGACAUCCUUCAUACCAAGGGUCAAAGGGGCUAUGUAGUUUUCUUAGAGAGCCUGGAGUUUUACUAUCCUGAACUCUACAAACUGGUGACGGGGAAGGAGCCCACACGGAGAUUUUCUACCAUUGUCGUGGAGGAGGGACAUGAGGGUCUCACCCAUUUCCUAAUGAAUGAAAUCAUUAAGCUACAGCAGCAGGUGAAGACAAAGGAUGUGCAGCGCUGUGAACUCUUGGCCAAGUCCCGCCAGCUGGAGGAUGACAGGAAGCAGCUGAAAUUGAACAAUAUAGAGUUGCUGACCUUCCAGGAGAGAUACAACAAGAUGAAGGAGGAAAGGAACAACUACAACGACGAGCUGAUCAAGGUGAAGGAUGAGAACUACAACCUGGCCAUGAGAUACGCCCAGCUGAGCGAAGAGAAGAACAUGGCUGUGAUGAGGAGCCGGGACCUCCAGCUCGAGAUUGACCAGCUGAAGCAUCGGUUGAAUAAGAUGGAGGAGGAAUGCAAGCUGGAGAGGAACCAGUCACUGAAGCUGAAGAAUGACAUUGAAAACCGACCCAAGAAGGAACAGGUUCUGGAAUUGGAGCGGGAGAAUGAGAUCAUGAAGACCAAAAUCCAAGAGUUACAAUCUAUCAUUCAGGCUGGCAAACGUAGCUUGCCAGAUUCGGACAAAGCCAUCUUGGAUAUCUUGGAGCAUGACCGUAAGGAGGCGCUAGAGGACCGCCAGGAGCUGGUCAACAAGAUUUUUUAUCUCCAGGAGGAGAUCCGUCAUGUGGAGGAUCUGAGAGACAAGUAUCUUGAGGAGAAAGAAGACCUGGAAUUAAAGUGCUCAACUCUGGGGAAAGACUGUGAGAUGUACAAGCACCGUAUGACCACUGUGAUGAUACAGCUCGAGGAGGUGGAGAAGGAGCGAGACCAGGCAUUUCGUUCCCGAGAUGAGGCACAGACCCAGUACUCACAGUGCCUGAUUGAGAAGGACAAGUACAGAAAGCAGAUCCGGGAGCUGGAGGAGAAGAACGAUGAACUUCGGAUCGAGGCAGUCCGGAAGGAGGCUUGCAUUGUUAACCUGGAGUGCAAACUCCGACGACUCUCUAAGGAGAACUGUCAUGACCAGAGUUUACCAAGGAAUCUGCCGGUUACCAUUAUUUCCCAGACCUUUGGUGCUCCUGGCCCCAAAGCCAAUGGUCAGGAAGCAGAUGACUCCUCCACCUCUGAAGAGUCAGCAGAAGACAAUAAAUUCUUCCUCCUUGAUCAGUCUCGACUUAAGAGAAGAAUGAACCUGAAGGGAAUCCAGCUACCACGAGCUAAAUCCCCCAUCAAUACAAGCAAAGCAUCAGAUUUUCAAGCAGUCAGAGCACAGGAUGAAGAUGGGGCUGAUGCCAGCAGCAGCCGCACAGACACCAGUUCCUCCAAUCCUGUUUCCAUCAAUAACUCAGUCAGCAGCUGUGAAGUUGGCAAAAUUCAAACCCUGAGAAAUCGCAACCACAGUAUCAUGUCCACCACUCCAGAACCUCCAGGAAAUGACUCAAUAGUCCGACGGUGCAAAGAAGACGCUCCUCAUUGCAGCCUGGCUGAGGAGGACAAUGACAGCUUUUGCUAUGAUACUUUGGAACUAGAUGAUGAGAGUCAUGACAGAUACUCGCAUGGAGCUCCCUCAGUGCAUUCCUCCUCUUCCUCUCACCAGUCUGAAGGCAUGGAAGCCUAUGACCUUGAGCACGUCAGCUCCAUUUUUAGGAAGUUCUCUCUGGAAAGACCUUUCCGUCCUUCUGUGACGUCUGUUGGUCGCAUUAAGAACUCCUGCCACACUAUCCAGCGCAUCACACUGAAUGGAGACAGCCUCAACUCAGAAAUCACUCUGCUGGGGGGGAAUGACAAAGGAAGCUUCAUCAGCUCUGUCAAGCUGGGAUCCCAAGCAGAGAAAGCAGGCCUCCGGGAGGGACAUCAGCUGCUUCUGCUGGAAGGCUGCAUCAAAGGGGAAAAUCAGAGUGUUCCCUUGGAUACCUGCACAAAGGAAGAAGCUCACUGGACAAUUCAGAGGUGCAGUGGACCGGUAACACUCCAGUAUAAACCAAACCAUGAAGGUUACAGGAAACUGCUGUCGGAACUGGAUGAAGGAUUGAUCACGUCAGGGGACUCAUUUCACAUCCGCCUGAAUCUGAACAUCUCUAGCCAGCUGGACUGCUGCUCCCUGUCAGUGAAGUGUGAUGAGAUUGUGCAUAUUCUUGACACCAUGUACCAGGGGAAGUGUGAGUGGCUGUGUGCCAGAGUUGACCCUUUCACUGACAGGAACCUGGAAACGGGGACCAUCCCCAGCUACAGCAGAGCCCAGCAGCUCUUUCUGGUGAAGCUACAGCGGUUGAUGCACAGAGGCAGCAGGGAUGAGACGGAAAGUUCAUCCAACACUCUUCGAGCACUCCGGAAUACACUGCAGCCAGAGGACGCACAGAAUGACCCCAAAGCCAGCCCUCGCCUCUCCCGCGCAAGCUUCCUUUUGGGACAAAUUAUACAGUUUGUUAGCAGGUCUGAAAACAAAUACAAACGUAUGAACAGCAAUGAGCGAGUCCGCAUUGUCACUGGCUAUUCCUCCAGUCUGGCCCGGACCUCUUCUGAAGCAAUGAAGCUGUUGCCUGAUAAAUUGGAAGAUUUGGAUUCAGAAAGUGAAAUCAAUAAGAGCCUAAGUCUGAUCCCCUAUAGUUUGGUGCGACCAAUCCACUGUGACCGCAGGCGCCCGGUCCUCUUCACUCCCACUAUGCUUGCAAAGACCUUGGUGCAGAAGCUUCUCAAUUCUGGAGGUGCCUUGGAAUUCAACAUGUGCAAGCCAGAUAUUGUAACAAAGGAAGAGUUCCUAAGGAAGCAAAGGACAGAGACUAUCAUCUUUUCCAGAGAGAAGAAUUCAAACACCUAUGAAUGCAUUGUACCUGCCAAUAUUGAGGCCGUCACUGCCAAGAAUAAGCAUUGUCUGCUGGAAGCUGGAAUAAGCUGCACAAAGGAUUUAAUCAAAGCCAAGAUAUAUCCCAUUAUUCUCUUUAUCAGAGUCUCAGAGAAAAACAUCAAGAGGUUCAGGAAGCUGUUGCCAAAGCCAGAGACUGAGGAGGAGUUCCUACGCAUGUGUCGCCAGAAGGAGAAAGAACUGGAGGCACUACCGUGCCUUUAUGCCCCCCUAGAGGCAGACAUGUGGAGCAGUAUUGAGGAUCUCAUCCGAAUAAUCAAGGAGAAGAUUGGGGAAGAGCAGCGUAAAACCAUCUGGAUAGACGAAGAUCAGCUAUAA
Messenger RNA from Emys orbicularis (European pond turtle), 3588 nucleotides. It is a transcript of the gene CARD11, whose product is annotated as caspase recruitment domain family member 11. Gene Ontology annotation, molecular function: CARD domain binding. Gene Ontology annotation, cellular component: cytoplasm. The transcript is spliced from 25 exons. Gene Ontology annotation, biological process: regulation of apoptotic process; positive regulation of canonical NF-kappaB signal transduction. Bases 1 to 3588 code for a protein of 1195 amino acids. Lineage: Eukaryota; Metazoa; Chordata; Testudines; Emydidae. The record is from RefSeq and is a predicted model, not a curated record.